CGCGUCGUGACGCGGCGUGACGCGGCGCCUUCGCCGAUUCUGAUUGGCCACUUUAACCGUCGGGGGAAAAAAACAGGUUACGGCCAUAUUGACAGUUUCAGAAGGACGGCGAGAAAAAAUGACUAAAUAGCUGACUCUGUCCAGGGCGGACGCGAAGAAUAAUGGAGGGGGCUUUCACGGAGGAUCGCUCGUCUGAUGUCUGCCUGCGAAGCCGGCCGUGCUCCAGCGAGAGGGACGGGCGGGUGCGGGCUGUGAAGGCGGCUCUGCUGCCGCGGCUGGGGCCGUACGAGCCGGCGCUGAGCCGCCUGCAGUCCGUGCUGCUGUGGGACACGCCGCUGCACGGAGUCCUGCUGCACGCUGCCGUCAACACCCUGUUCUGGUUCUUCGCUCUGACGUCACUACGCCUGCUGUUCCUGCUGGCUUCUGGCCUUGUUCUGUUUGUUAUUGUCGAUACCUGGAGAAAAAAGAUAUGGCCAGAAAUUAGAGUCAGAAAGCUGGAUGAAGUAGAAAAUGAAAGCUGGGGUCUGGUGCAGCCCGGUAUCGUCAGCGUUCCUGAACUGUGCCACCACCUUGCUGAGGCCUGGGUCAGCGGAUCCGUCCUUGCAUCCAGGAUGGUCCAGUACAAGCGACAGAACCCGGGAAAUUUUUGCGUCCUGAUCUGUGGAGUGUUCGGUUGUUUGGCUGUGAUUGGAUGUUACAUCCCUGGAUUGGUGCUCUCCUACUCUGCUUUGCUGGCUACUCUCCUGGCUCCUCUGGCAGCCUAUCACAGGUUGCUUCAGCACGUGUUUGUGAGGCUGGAGCCAGUCCUGCAGUGGCUGGAUUUCAGCGCUCAUGGACACAUGAUGGCAAAGCCCAUUGAUAACCAGUUCCUGAGAAGGCCCCUACGUGGUGCAGGCUCAGGUGAAGCCAGCGACAGUGAGGAGGAGUUGGCCGCCUUCUGUCCAACUUUUGAUGAUGCUGUUGUUGCAAAAGAACUUGCACUGACUGACUCUGAGCACUCUGAUGCUGAGGUGUCCUACACUGAUAAUGGCACGUUCAACUUAUCUCGUGGGCAGACUCCACUGACGGAGGGCUCUGAAGAUCUUGACAAACACAGUGAUGCUGAGGAAUCGUUUGCCCAAGAUCUUCCAGACUUCCCCUCCAUAAACCCUGAUGCCACUCUGAUGGAUGACGAUGACGACACCAGCAUCGGGCUGCCAAGUCUGGCUAUAUCUGGGCUAGCUAGCCAGAGGGCUUCGGUGCUAGAUGUGGAUGCUCAUCUGGACUCAGACCAGGAAGAUUUGGAUGCUGAACUCUCUCUUGGUGGUAUUCUUCCUUCCUCAGCUCUCAGCGGCGAGCUAGCUGGAGUAAUUGCCAGCAACAUGAUCCAGGUGGCAUUGGCCGGCGCGCUGCAGCCUCGACCCGCUGCCACCCAGCGUAGACAAGGCCCUCCCAAGACCGGAGCCCACCGAACCUACCGCAAGCAGUCCAGCUCUGAACUGGACACAGACUUGGAUGGAGAGGACUUUGAAAUGCUCGAUCAGUCUGAACUGAACCAGAUGGAUCCCAUCGGAGAAGGAGGAGCGGCUUCUAGGCAGGGUGAGAGCCAGGGGUCCAACUUCCUAUCGAGCCUUCUUGGUAAACCCCAGUGAAGUUUGAGCUGCUGAGAGUGUGCGUCUGCACGUGUACAGCUUGAUGGCCAGAGUAUGUACGGAUGAGCUGUGAGAGGAGAGAUGGUUUUAGGUUCCAGCAGCCCUGCUUCUGAUAGGCAUCAGUUUGUCACUGUGAAGUAUUUCUCUUUAUCUUUUUACUCCUCCCUUUUAAAACUUUUAUUUUUUUUCCGAGCUCUUUAACUUUAAUUUUCCAGAAAAGUUUUACUUUGUAGGCUGAGCAAUAGGAAAUGCAUCUAAAAUGAAAGUCUUACAUCAAGUAAACCAGCAUUUUUAAACACUUUAAAUACCCAUAACUUAAAUAAUUACUUGUUGAUGAUUUUUUUUUUUUUUUUUUUUAAGUAAAAGUAUUUGCCCUGUACAUUUUUAUUAUUUUUACAUAGCAAUCUAAACAAACAGGGUUAUUUAGGACCAAAUACCACAUUCCUGUUGCUUGAGCUGAGCCAGGUUGACAUUGUGAAGCAGCAUUUGAUAUCGACCUGCAGUAGUCGUAAAUCCUUCAUGAGCAAGUAAUAACACCCUCUAGAAACAGCAAUACAUGAUAGUGUGCCUCUGUCGCUGACAUGUUGGUCUAACAGAUUGGAGGAGGAUUGGUUUGUUCUUUCACUUUAGUUAUUUCAAGACUUGUCAAUAGAUGUGCAUUUGGAUUUUGGUUCUAACCUAAGAUAAAAAUGAGUAAAUGCUGGAUAAAGUUUCAGUUUUCCUGUUAUUUUCCUUUUCGUGCUGGCCAAUACAUGAAAACAUCUCUAAACAUUGAGGUGAACCUUUUAUGUUUGUCACAUUUACAUUAUCAUCAGGCAAGAGGGCUCUUAUUUCAUGUUUGGUCAUUUUAUUUACGAACUUUCUUCCUAUGAAAAGAGAAGCUUCUUUUUUCUGUGUCAAGACGUUUAGUUUAUUUUUAAUUUUUCUGCCCUUUAGUGUCCAUGUUUGAUGUCUUCAACAGCCCCUCUGCUUUGAGUGCAUUCUUUUUCAAAAACAAAUCUUAACAGAUUUUAACAGUCAUAUGCUGAACUACCUUUUAGAAUAGAAAUUAAAUAUUCUCCUGUUGAUUUGCUCUCAUAUUGUAAUGGAGAAACCCUGUUUACAUCAAAAUUGCAUACAAAAAAUAUCUUUUUUCUUUUCUAUUUUAAGUGUUUAAGUGUCUAAUAUUUAGAGCUUUAAAGUGGGUUUUCUGCUGGUCAGCCAGAUUUCAUUUACAUGGUCAAACCAUGUCACUAUGUUGGAAUCUUAGAGUAAAGAUGGCACUUUAAAUUUAAGUGAACCACAGUUGAAAUUUCAUGAAAAUGCAAAUAUAACCGUGCAAAAGGCAGAUUUCUUUUAUAAAGAGGAAUAACGCGUUUCUCUGUUUAAUUGUGUUAUUAUAAAGAGAGAAUCAGAGCUGAAAGAUAACUGCUGGAUCCAAAUUCAUGGAAUCGAAGUAGAAGAAUUGUGCACUGACUGGAAAAUCGCUGAAAUUUUAAGGAAAUGUAGUUUUGGUUUGUUGCAUUUGGUUUGAAUGUUCUCCUAAACUGCUCCAGGAAGAGUCAGUUCGUCAGUAUAAGUGAUCUGUAGUCUUUGAUAAUUUAAUGUGCAUAGUAUAGUAUUUUCAUCUCUGUAUCUGGUUUUGAUAUGUUUUGAAGUGCAAAUCGUGUUAAAUAAAAUGUUUGCAAUUAUG
This is a messenger RNA of Cololabis saira (Pacific saury), 3303 nucleotides long. RefSeq names its product reticulophagy regulator family member 3 (gene retreg3). The record is from RefSeq and is a predicted model, not a curated record. The coding region runs from base 162 to 1631 and encodes 489 amino acids. The transcript has 10 exons. Lineage: Eukaryota; Metazoa; Chordata; Actinopteri; Beloniformes; Belonidae. Gene Ontology annotation, biological process: reticulophagy.